AUGGGCAAGAUCCCAAUGUGCGUCGUGACCGACCAAGACCCAGCAAUGAAAAUUGCUAUCGAACAAGUAUUAUCAAAGUGCCGACAUCGCUACUGUAUGUGGCACAUCAUGACUAAGGUUAAUGAAAAGCUAGGGGGUGAGUUAGCUAAGGACACAGAGUUUCGCAAGAAACUAAAUGCUAUUGUCUGGAACGAGGGAAUUCGCAGCAUUGAAUUUGAGGCAGCAUGGAAACUACUAAUGGACGAAUACAAUCUAUCAAACCACCGUUGGUUCUGCAAAAUCUUCGGUGAAAGGGAGAAUUGGAUCCCUGCUUAUUUUUCAGAUCUGCCCAUGUGUGGGCUGUUGCGAACCACAUCGCGGUCAGAAGCAGAAAAUGGUGUAUACGGUAGAUUCGCACGUCCCCAUUCUAGUUUGGUAGAGUUUUACAUGCAAUUUGAGAGCGUGUUGGGAACGCAACGAUAUCGGCAGGAUAAACUGAACGCAAAUUGCGAGGGUCACUUGCCAGAGUUCAAGACGCCACUAGCACUCGAGCGGCAUAUUGCACAGGUGUUCACCAUCACUAUUUUUUACGAGUUACAAAAAGAAAUAGAAGCAGCUUGUUUUUCUUGUUCUGUGGUUGGUGUACGACACGAUGGUGAUAGCACUCAUUACGACAUUGAGGGUGAGCACAACAGUAUUGCAACCGUGAACUACAAGGCAGGCGGGGCUGGUACGUCUUGCAGUUGCAACUUAUUCAGAAGAAUUGGUCUCGUCUGUCGACAUAUGUUUGUGGUUUUCCGGGGUGCAAAGUUGGAACAAUUACCACCCGAAUAUAUUGUGAACCGGUGGUGCAAGCACCUUAACUGUAGCGCGUGUAAGGGGAUCCCAUAUGCAAGUGAUAACCCACCACCCGUAGCAACCCAACUGUGGGCUGAGAUCAACACAUGCGUUGGGUUGGCAGGUAAUAGCAUAGAGCGGCAGGCACGGAUGGUCUCGGUACUAAAGGGUCUUACAGCUGAAUUUGGAAGUGAUGGCCUAACUGUGAGCCCUGUUAAGGGUAACCGUGCUGCAAUACAAGCAUUAUGCGGCGUGGAGCCACCACAAUCCAUAACUAUACAGGCCCCACCCCAAGCAAAGGACAAAGGCACCGGGAAGCGUAUAAAAAGCAGCAGGGAGAUAGCAAUUGAGAAAAAUGCCAAAGUCGGACGAAAGUGCGGGAUUUGUGGUAAAUACGCGCACCAUAACGCACGUAGUUGCCCUUCAAAGUAA
Messenger RNA from Ipomoea nil (Japanese morning glory), 1248 nucleotides. RefSeq names its product protein FAR1-RELATED SEQUENCE 5-like. NCBI's taxonomy places the organism in Eukaryota, Viridiplantae, Streptophyta, Magnoliopsida, Solanales, Convolvulaceae. Gene Ontology annotation, molecular function: zinc ion binding. The record is from RefSeq and is a predicted model, not a curated record. The coding region runs from base 1 to 1248 and encodes 415 amino acids. The transcript has a single exon. Gene Ontology annotation, biological process: regulation of DNA-templated transcription.